Messenger RNA from Penicillium arizonense, 1092 nucleotides. RefSeq names its product TauD/TfdA family dioxygenase. The coding region runs from base 1 to 1092 and encodes 363 amino acids. NCBI's taxonomy places the organism in Eukaryota, Fungi, Ascomycota, Eurotiomycetes, Eurotiales, Aspergillaceae. The record is from RefSeq and is a predicted model, not a curated record. The transcript has 3 exons. Gene Ontology annotation, molecular function: oxidoreductase activity.
AUGCCUUCCAUCCAAGCUCUAAAACACGUGCCUGGUUCUGCCGUAGAUUUUGGGGUAGCAAUUGACAAUGUGGAUCUGGAAAAUCUCACCGAUGACGACUUCGCCAUCGUCCACGACGCUCUAUACCACCACCAUCUCGUCUUAUUCAAAAAUCAAAAAGAUCUCUCCCCAAAAGCGCAGUACGAGCUGACCAAACGUUUUGAUCCGGCGUCCGAAAAGUACGGCCAUGACAAAACCGCUGAUAAUUCUAUCCAUGAAUACUUCAUGGGAGUCCCCGAUCAGCCCCAGGUCCAGAUAAAGGGCCACGGCUUCAUCAAGUCUUUCAUGGGCCUCCAAGACAUCAAGCUGUGGCAUCCUCAUCACAGCCGUACCCACCGUGAGGUGAUUUCUGAGGAGCAAGGCGACGCGUACACCCGCUUCAAUCGCUGGCAUAUUGAUGCGGCGUUGUAUGGUCUCAACCCGCCAAAAGUCACUACUCUUAUGGCGGUGCAAGUGCCCAAAGGUCGUCGCCAGACGAUCUUGUACGGGGAUGGUUCCGGGGAGGAGCUGGAUGCACCCCUUGCAACCACAGCUUUUAUCUCUGGUCAGAAGAUGUUCAACAUGCUUUCUCCGGAAGAUCAGGAAUUCAUCCGUACAAGCAAAGCGGAAUACGCACCACAUCCAUACAACUGGGUCAAACCCGCCAAAAUGCAUCCCACCGGCCUCAGCGUCUACACCGAAGGCCGUGAGAAGCUCGAAUCCGAGCUGCCCCCUAUCGAUCCUUCCAAGAUCCAAAUUCUCCCCAUGGCCUGGAAGAACCCGGUAACAGGUAAUCUAUCUCUGCAGGUCCACCCAGCUCCAAUCCGUAAGAUCCAUUGCGCCGAUGGGAGCAUCAUUGACAAUUUAAAGGAGGUUCGAGAUCUGAUGUACCGUCUUCAGCGUCCUGCGAUCAGUCCACAAUAUGUGUACGCGCAUGACUGGGAAGAGGGGGAUAUGGUGCUGUUCAAUAACCAUGGCCUGUUGCAUACAGUGGUGGGAUCGUUGAAACCGGAUGAUAUAAGAGUUUUUAGACAGUGUAAUCUGGCUGCGUCGGAGCCGCCAGAGGGGCCGUGA